Messenger RNA from Aedes aegypti (yellow fever mosquito), 3460 nucleotides. RefSeq lists its product as uncharacterized. NCBI's taxonomy places the organism in Eukaryota, Metazoa, Arthropoda, Insecta, Diptera, Culicidae. The transcript is spliced from 4 exons. The coding region runs from base 507 to 2747 and encodes 746 amino acids. The record is from RefSeq and is a predicted model, not a curated record.
AUAGAUUUUAUUUUCGUUUGGCACUCGGGUGUGGUGGUUGUGUUGUUAGGCAAGUUUGGCAGUGGAAUGAAAAUUUUUAAACUAGAUUUAAUUGCAAAUUUUGAGUUAAACAUUUUGUUAAAUACCAGUGUUCUUAAAGCUUAGAUACCAGAAAAGUUAUUUUCAAUAAAAAAUAGUUACACUGUCACGGUUAUCGAUGAGUUUUCUAAACAAUGUUCUGCAAUAAUUUCGACAUGAUCGUAUACCAGACUGCAGAGAUUAAUAUACAAAAAUAAUUGCAUGUGUGAUAAAGUGAUGAUCGUUCACCAACGAAAAAUAGUGGUGCUGCUGACCGAUACAGACGCUGAUCUAUCGGAUAACUACCAAUCACCAUCCGCGUCAAUGUAGUUUGUUCCGAAUUGUUUAAAUUCUAGGACGUGAUCGGCAAGUUGAUCCAACGGAACUUCUGUCAACCAAUAUCGAGCCUGGCUUAGACAUCAACUCCUGCAGCAGUGAAGCUCCCAAAGAUGGAGGAGAACGUCAUCAGUAUGUUUAUGGAUGUGAAAUUGGAUAUUCGCGAGCGGAAGCUGGAGUUCUCGCACCUCAAGUCCUGGACACGCUAUUUCGUACGCGUUGAAGCCGUCAAAUGCUUUCCCUGUUACGUGAAAAUAUCGUUCUUCAAAUCGCAUACCGAUGAUAGCACCGAUCUAAUCGUGCGCAUCAAUAUUCCCGGUCUGACCGUCCAAAUGGCCACCUCACGUACUCGAGCACAUUCAUACGGACUAUUUUGGAAGCACAAUCGCAAACGAUGUUGCGCGUACUUUGCCCUGCCGUCGCAGUUAUUGUGCGAACGUCACCUGCGGUGGAUGAAAAAAUCGAUCCGGAAUCUAGAACUGUACCGACAGGAGAUCCUUCAGCUGCGGCGAGCCAGUCGAACGCCGGUCCACGAAAUCCGCAACGAUAUGCAACCGAGUCCUUCGAACGACGACCUUGGGAUGUAUCAGAAUCUCGAUUUCACGCAAAAUAUGGCCGAUGUGUACGAUAUGCUGGGACCGCUGCCCAACGUUCCGGACCAGUCUGACCGGAGCAUGGUACGGAGAAUAUCUGGAACCUCGGGCAUAUAUGAGGAAAUUUUCGAACCCAACAGGCAAAACGCGGCGGUGUUUGCCAAUGGCUCUCGCAUUUCUCGCGCUUCGAUCGCUUCCGGUAUCUACGAGGAAAUGAAACUUGCCGAUAUUAAGGAACAUGCUGAAAGAAGUUGUGCUGAAACCGAAGCAAUUGCUGAUAAUGUACCACCUCCUCCACUGCCUCCUCGACCCCGCUCACACACAAACGAAUUUGAACUUCAACGAUCGUUCACCACACCGGAGGCCGAUUUUUUGAAAAAGAAAAAGCACUGGCACCUCUUUGAAUCCAUGUUUAACCGACGAAGAGCGAAUAGUGGGUCAGCAAGUAUCGGCAUUGACCCGAAGCCACUUAAAGCGGACCACAGUAGUACCAAGAAGGCGAUAACUCAGGAAAUGACCCAAAAAGUAGUGUACCGGGAUAAGGUAGCACAUCUGCGGUUUGCAGAGAACAAAAGAAACAGCUUCUCCAGUCCCGACCUUAGCCUAUUGAAAGUCGACGGAGGAUCAACAGACAAUAUAUCCAAUGGAGGGUCAUGUAGUUCAGAGUUUUACGUUCAACACGAGGGUGACUUCAUCGAAGAAGAUUGUUUCCUGUCAUCAGAAAUGUUGAAUGUCUCAAAAUGUCCGUCCAUUGAGGAGUCUAUGACAAAAAUGGCACUAGUCGAUGAGAAGGAUGAUAGACAGGGAAUGAAUGUUUCUGAAAACAUCGUACCUAAUUUCAACAUAUCACGUAACACAUCAACGGUAAACCUGGCCGGUUGGACAUGCAUGAUACCAGUGACAGAAAAUGUGCCUGUUCCAUCACCAAUUCCGGAAGGGUAUUGUGAAAUGGGAGCACCAGGAACAGGAUUUGAUCGCCAAAAAUUGCAGAAUGUAGAAUUGCGCACUAGAAGUACGAGUGAGACCUGUAAUGAAGAAUCCAUCUAUAUGAAUAUGGAAGGUAAGGGCGUUGUGAAUGAAGAGGCAAGUCGUUCCAGUUCAACCUCAAGUGGAGUCAGUAGUAUUUACAGCAACAGAAGCAGUAUUUGUAGCACGAACAGGAAUCGUAAUUCCAUUGAUGACAAAAUUGCUUCAUACUAUCCUAACGAAGACUUUCGAUCACCGAAAAAGACAGAACAAGAAAUGCAAACCACCGUAACAACCAAAAUUAGUAAGGAGAUCGUUAGGAGAUCCAGCUCAAAACGCUCGGAAUCCCAUUAUUCGACGUCACCUAGAAGUCCCCACCGGAAAGGUUCUCCUCAAAACAUAUCGACUUUACCUCGAAUGAGUAAGUCACCUCAAAAGCCACCCUGCCAUAAAUCUAGAAUAACCACCAGAAGCAUCAGCUCGGAACGAAGUUCAUCGUCCUAUCCUGUAAUCACAAUAACCGAUGCCGCUUCUACAAAGAACAGUGAAAACAAUCCUCCGGAGACUUCUCCGACUCCGAAGUUAUUCAAAAAAUACGCUACAAUUGCACGAGGAACUUCAACAUCGCCCAGCAAGUACCAAGAGAAAAUUUCGGCCAGAAAAGGAGCUGAUCCUCUGCCGGUGGGAAACACAAAGCGAUUUGGCUCUCUGCCAAGAUUCGCCAAAAUCGAUUUGUCGCCGUUGCGAAUGAAGAUUAACAGUGUGUUGCAGCGUCAUAAUCCAGAAAAUUUGUGAGCAUCUCUCCAGAGUUACAUGUCACGAUGAUCUCAUCCACUUCAAACCACCGGCGACUACGCGGCGCAUCAAUGUUAACUGUUAUAGUCAAUUUAAUAUGCUGCAAUAUCUAAAAGCCUUCAAAAGUGAAUUUAUUGCUCAACGGAUUAAGCUUAGCUUUAGCUGCUUCAAAAACUACUUCACGAAAGUAUGUUCGGCUUCCAAAUUUAACGAAAUAAGUUAGCUUAAACUAGCAGUUAGUUUGAAAUUGUUUAGAUGUGGUCCAAUUUAAACGUAUGUUUGAAGCUUAGCUUACUGCACAUUAUAUAUCUUUUAUGUUGAGCUAUUAGCAAAUUGUCCAUUUUUAGACGUGAAAGCACGAGUGAACCACAUUGCACAAAAUAAAAAAAAAACGAAAACAAAUUCUGUGAUCUGAGAAAAAGCGGUACAAUUUAUCCCUUGUCCCUAUCAUACAAAAACCGAUAAAGGAAAUAAAAAAACAAUAAUUGCACAGAAAUCACACAAUUUUAGAUAGGUUUAUUGAUAGCGGUUAAUACACUAAACCAGUAACUUAUUGCAUAUCGAAAAAAAAAAUACAUUACCUGCUAAUGCCUAACAAGAUCUGCUUGAGAGAUGGACGUGCUAUUGCUUUUGUCAGUGAUUUUACUGAAGCUAUCUAUUGUGUUUGGAAAAUACUGCGGCAUGUACAAAAAUACAUUUGAAAAACGAAAAAA